GAUGCUGCCCUCUGACCCUGUCUCCUCUAUUGCAGAACGACUCAUAAAGCACGAGAUGCAUCCACACAUUCUGGGUGUGCAGCGCUGGACCAAACAGCAGUCCUUUGAACCGCUGCCUAAACAGAUGCCCCAAACUGGUCAAUAAGCAAUUAGUCGUUACAUUCUCAGAUUCACAGAUACAUAGAUCCUUUAUAGAACUCCUUCCACACAACUAGGCCGGAGAGGCCAAGUCAUGGUGGUCUAUAACAGUGCUUUCAUCUCAGACCUGCAAAGAACAAAACAGCAGCCCAUCACUGACCGACACGAGACAAAAACCUUACAGAGCAGAGAGGGGAACACUGAUUCAAACAGGCACAACACAGAUGAUGGUGGAAACAGCAGCCAGUCACGGCCCAGAUUGUGGGUCUGUGUGCAACAAGUCCGCAGCUCUGGAGGGCCAAGGGCCACCCGUGUUGGUCGACGCCUGGCUGGUCCCCACUUUCUUCAGCCUCAUCAUGCUGGUUGGCCUGGUUGGGAACUCGCUGGUCAUCCAUGUGGUCACCAAGCACCAGCAGAUGAAGACCGUCACCAACAUUUACAUAGUAAACCUGGCUACGACCGACAUCUUGUUUCUGGUCUGCUGCGUGCCCUUCACUGCCACACUGUACCCACUGCCCAGCUGGAUCUUUGGAGAGUUCAUGUGCCGACUGGUGAACUACCUUCAGCAGGUGACUGCUCAGGCAACUUGCAUCACUCUGUCAGCUAUGAGUGUGGACCGCUGCUACGUGACCGUCUAUCCCCUGCAGUCACUGCGACACCGAACCCCACGCCUGGCUCUGGCCGUCUCUCUGUCUAUCUGGAUAGGCUCCUUGCUUCUGUCAAUCCCUGUAGCCGUGUACCAGCGUCUGGAGGCAGGAUACUGGUUUGGUCCUCAGACGUACUGCAGUGAGGUCUUCCCCUCGGCCCGUCUCCAGAGAGCCUUCAUCAUCUACAGUUUCCUGGCAGUCUACCUUCUGCCCCUGCUCACCAUCACCGCUUGUUACGCCUUCAUGCUCAAGCGAAUUGGGCAGGCCAGCGUGAAUCCCAUCGACAGUAGCUACCAACUUCAGGCUCAGGCCGAGCGGGGAGCAGCAGUGCGGGCGCGAGUCUCCCGGAUGGUGGUGGUGAUGGUGGCCCUUUUCCUCAUCUGCUGGGGCCCCAUCCAGGUCUGCAUCCUCCUGCAAACAUUUGGCCUCCGCAGUUACGCUCUAUACAAGCUGAAGAUUUGGGGUCACUGCAUGUCCUACUCCAACUCCUCCGUCAACCCGCUUGUUUACGCCUUCAUGGGCAACAACUUCCGAAAGGCCUUCAAGAACGCCUUCCCUGCCGUAUUUCUGUGGCGUAUGAGGGGGAGAGUGAGUGUGGGACACAUGGACACAGAGAACAGGGGAGAGAUGGUUCGCCAGGCACCCAAAGGAGAAGCAGAGAUGCACUUUCUUUCAUCUGGUUCCUAAAGGCCAUGCUGGGCAUCCAGACACUGUGCACUCAUUGUUUAUUUAGAGUUUGUUCUGGAGAUAGAGCAGUCUGCUCAACCUGGUGUAUGUGUGUAUGGACGAGCACACACACACACACACACACACACACACACACACACACACAAAGAACAUACUGGCACAAUGUGGGCUCAAUUUAGACAGCACAAAGAACACCAGUAACUGACAGGUUUGAACACAUACACACACACACACACACACACAGAGGAGCAAUUGCUGCUGUGUGACCUCUGAUGUUAUCACUGUGAAACAUGGCAAACCAUUCAGGUCUCUCGUGACCUUCACGUGCUUCUAAAAUGCAACAAAUACAACAAGUCAAAAUGUUUGAGCUGCUGGGUUUCUGGAUCUCCAGGUCUCAAGGAAGUGUGCAAAAAUAUAUCGGACAACAAUUGCACUGUUAGUGACUGCAUCCUUUAUGGACAACAGCUUUGUUGGACAUAAUGAUUUAUAGUAUAGUAUAGUAUAGUAUAGUAUAGUGUUACAGUAAGAAUCUGGGUUAAACACUUAUUUAGCAGGUUGUUCUGCACUAUAUAAUUAAUUUUUGGCACCAUUAGUGGAGCUUUAUCUUCGUACUGUAUAGUUACAGUUCAUCCUUUGUGAAUAGCCACUUUGGAAAGGUGCUGACCAGCUACAAAAUGUGUGAGAGUACUCCAGUACUGAAGUACUCAUACUUUAUACUUCUACUCCACUACAAGUAAGAGGGAAAUAUUGUACCUUUUACUCCACUACAAUUAUUCGACAGCUGUAGUAAUUAGUUGCUCUACAAAUAAAGAUUUUAAAUACAAAACACAUAAAGAGCUUAUAAAAUAUGAUGUUUUGAUCUAGAUCAACUACCCAAGCAUUUAUACAAUAAGAGCUGAUUUUAGUUGAUUAACUGAGGAGUUGAUUGACAUUACUCCCUAUAUUCUUAAUUUUUACAAACCAAACAAUUUAUUGAUUAAUCAAUAAAUCAAUCGGCAAAUGAAUCCCUAAUGAAAAUAAUCAUUAGCUGCAGCCUUAAUAAAUAAGACACUUAACAAUUAACCCCAUCUCAACCAACAUUAACAGUAAAAUGUUGCUUACACAUUAAUGCAUGAGUAAUAAUCAAAUUAUUUCUGUAAUAUAUGAACAGUUGCAUGGGCCUUUAUAAGGGGGGAUUUAGUACUUUAAUUUUUAAUACUUAAAGCACAUUUUCCUGAUUUUAUUUGUAUGCUUUUACCACCCACCCCAGCCACAGCCUGCUCACCCUGCUGCCAUCUGGCAUGCGAUACAGAAGUAUCCUCUGUCAUACCACCAGGCUAGAGCAGCAUCUUUCUUCAGGCGGAGAGACUCCUGAACUAAAUAAAUUACAUGAACCUUGCUGCUGGUUUUACA
Molecule: messenger RNA, 2864 nt
Organism: Micropterus dolomieu (smallmouth bass)
Lineage: Eukaryota; Metazoa; Chordata; Actinopteri; Centrarchiformes; Centrarchidae
Gene: kiss1rb
Product: KISS1 receptor b
Exons: 8
Coding region: 363-1472 (369 amino acids)
Biological process (GO): neuropeptide signaling pathway
Cellular component (GO): membrane
Molecular function (GO): G protein-coupled peptide receptor activity
Source: RefSeq, a predicted model, not a curated record